Molecule: messenger RNA, 3203 nt
Organism: Ochotona princeps (American pika)
Lineage: Eukaryota; Metazoa; Chordata; Mammalia; Lagomorpha; Ochotonidae
Gene: PARP1
Product: poly(ADP-ribose) polymerase 1
Exons: 23
Coding region: 109-3153 (1014 amino acids)
Cellular component (GO): nucleus
Molecular function (GO): zinc ion binding; NAD binding; NAD+ poly-ADP-ribosyltransferase activity
Source: RefSeq, a predicted model, not a curated record
GAGCGGCGUCGUCUGCGGUGCAGCGCUCGGGUGGGCGGGCGUGCGCUGGCGGCGAGGCAGCGCGGCGGCGAGGCGGACUUGUAGGGCCGGGGUGGCGCGAGCUGGAGGAUGGCGGAGUCUUCGGAGAAGCUUUACCGAGUGGAGUACGCCAAGAGCGGGCGCGCUUCCUGCAAGAAAUGCAGCGAAAGCAUCCCCAAGGACUCGCUCCGGAUGGCCAUCAUGGUGCAGUCACCCAUGUUCGAUGGAAAAGUCCCACACUGGUACCACUUCUCGUGCUUCUGGAAGGUGGGCCACUCCAUCCGGCAGCCUGACGUGGAAGUGGACGGCUUCUCUGAACUUCGGUGGGACGACCAGCAGAAAAUCAAGAAGACCGCAGAGGCUGGAGGGGUGACUGGCAAAGGCCAGGAUGGAAUUGGGAGUAAAGCAGAGAAGACUCUGGGUGACUUUGCAGCUGAGUAUGCCAAGUCCAACAGAAGCACGUGCAAGGGCUGUAUGGAGAAGAUAGAAAAGGGUCAGAUGCGCCUGUCUAAGAAGAUGCUAGACCCAGAGAAGCCACAGUUGGGUAUGAUCGACCGCUGGUAUCACCCAAACUGCUUCGUCAAAAACAGAGAGGAGCUGGGCUUCCGGCCUGAGUACAGUGCGAGCCAGCUCAAGGGCUUCAACCUCCUCUCUGCAGAAGAUAAGGAGGCCCUGAAGAAGCAGCUCCCAGGAGUCAAGAGUGAAGGAAAAAGGAAAGGAGAUGAGGUGGAUGGAAUAGAUGAAGUGGCCAAGAAAAAAUCCAAAAAAGAGAAAGACAAGGACAGUAAGCUGGAGAAGGCACUCAAGACCCAGAAUGAAAUGAUCUGGAACAUCAAGGAUGAGCUGAAGAAAGCGUGUUCAACCAAUGACCUGAAAGAGCUGCUCAUCUUCAACAAACAGCAAGUGCCUUCUGGGGAGUCGGCGAUCCUGGACCGCGUAGCUGAUGGCAUGCUGUUCGGUGCCCUCCUUCCCUGUGAGGAAUGCUCGGGUCAGCUGGUCUUCAAGAGUGAUGCUUAUUACUGCACUGGGGACGUCACUGCCUGGACCAAGUGUAUGUUUAAGACACAGACACCCAACCGGAAGGACUGGGUGACCCCGAAGGAAUUUCGGGAAAUCACCUACCUCAAGAAACUGAAGCUAAAAAGGCAGGACCGUGUAUUCCCCCCUGAGACCAGUGCCACGGCAGCGGCAGCACCCCCACCUGCCACAGUCUCGGCCCCCGCUGCUAUGAAUUCCUCUGCUCCAGCAGAUAAGCCACUGUCCAACAUGAAGAUCCUGACCUUGGGGAAGCUAUCCCGGAACAAGGACGAGGUGAAGGCCACCGUCGAGAAACUCGGAGGGAAAGUGACAGGGACUGCCAGCAAGGCCUCCUUGUGCAUCAGCACACAAAAGGAAGUAGAAAAGAUGAAUAAGAAGAUGGAGGAAGUCAAGGAAGCCAACGUCCGUGUGGUGUCAGAGGAUUUCCUCCAGGAUAUCUCCAGCUCCACCAAGAGCCUGCAGGAGUUGCUUUCUGUGCACAUCUUGUCCACCUGGGGGGCGGAGGUGAAGACAGAGCCCGUGGAAGCAGCAGUCCCAAAAGCAAAGUCAGGCGCUGUGGCUUCCAAGAAGAGCAAGGGACCAGCCAAGGAGGAAGGUAACAACAAAUCUGAAAAGAGGAUGAAAUUAACUCUCAAAGGAGGAGCUGCCGUAGAUCCCGAUUCUGGUCUGGAACACUCUGCACACGUCUUGGAGAAAGGCGGGAAGGUGUUCAGUGCUACCCUUGGCCUGGUGGAUAUCGUUAAGGGAACCAACUCCUAUUACAAGCUGCAGCUGCUGGAGGAUGACAAGGAAAGCAGGUACUGGAUAUUCAGGUCCUGGGGCCGCGUGGGCACCGUGAUUGGCAGUAACAAGCUGGAGCAGAUGCCAUCCAAGGAGGAUGCCAUUGAGCACUUUAUGAAGUUAUAUGAGGAAAAGACCGGAAAUGCCUGGCACUCCAAGAACUUCACAAAGUAUCCCAAGAAGUUCUACCCUCUGGAAAUUGACUACGGCCAGGAUGAGGAGGCGGUUAAGAAGCUGACAGUCAGCCCUGGUACCAAAUCCAAGCUCCCCAAGCCUGUUCAGGAGCUCAUUAAGAUGAUCUUCGAUGUAGAGAGUAUGAAGAAAGCGAUGGUGGAGUAUGAGAUUGACCUUCAGAAAAUGCCUUUGGGGAAGCUAAGCAAAAGGCAGAUCCAGGCCGCGUAUGCCAUCCUCAGUGAGGUCCAGCAGGCCGUGUCCCUGGGCAGCAGUGACUCUCAGAUCCUGGAUCUCUCCAAUCGCUUCUACACUCUGAUCCCCCACGACUUCGGGAUGAAGAAGCCCCCACUCCUGAACAACACGGACAGCGUGCAGGCCAAGGUGGAAAUGCUGGACAACCUCCUGGACAUUGAGGUGGCCUACAGUCUGCUCAGGGGUGGGUCUGAUGAUAGCAGCAAGGACCCCAUUGAUGUCAACUAUGAGAAACUCAAAACAGACAUUAAGGUGGUUGACAAAGACUCUGAAGAAGCUGAGGUCAUCAGGAAAUAUGUGAAGAACACUCAUGCAACAACGCACAAUGCAUAUGACUUGGAAGUUGUUGACAUCUUUAAGAUAGAGCGUGAAGGAGAGAGCCAACGCUAUAAGCCCUUUAAGCAGCUUCAUAACCGACAAUUACUGUGGCAUGGGUCCAGGACCACCAACUUUGCUGGGAUCCUGUCCCAAGGUCUGCGGAUAGCCCCGCCCGAAGCGCCUGUGACAGGCUACAUGUUCGGGAAAGGUAUCUAUUUUGCUGACAUGGUCUCCAAGAGCGCCAACUACUGUCACACGUCUCAGGGAGACCCCAUAGGCUUAAUCCUGUUGGGAGAAGUUGCCCUUGGAAACAUGUAUGAACUGAAGCAUGCUUCACAUAUCAGCAAGUUACCCAAGGGCAAACACAGCGUCAAAGGUCUGGGAAAGACCACCCCCGACCCUUCGGCUAGUAUUACUCUGGAUGGUGUGGAAGUUCCCUUGGGGACUGGCAUUUCCUCUGGUGUCAACGACACUUGUCUGCUUUAUAACGAGUACAUCGUCUAUGAUAUUGCUCAGGUAAAUCUGAAGUAUCUGCUGAAGUUGAAAUUCAAUUUCAAGACAUCCCUGUGGUGAACAGUGAUACAGGGCCCAGCUGCCCAUUGUGGCUCUGCUGUGGCUUCACC